UUUUUUAGCGGGGAUUGGCGUUUAUUUAAUGGUAAUGAAAUGGGUACUUUGUUAACUUGGUGGAUUUGGACUCAAUGGAAACAGAGAAAUUUAAAUAUUCCAGCUGAGGAUGUUUAUAUUCUAAAUAGCGCAGUUUCUUCUCAAAUAGUUGCUACAAUGGCUAAAAUUGAAGGCUUCAAAAACGACGUUUCUUUAACUGGUUUUAAAUGGAUCGGCAAUUUGGCGCAUGAAAUUCGUAAGAAAGGAAAAUUGGUUAUUCUUGCCUGGGAAGAAUCUAUAGGUUUUAAUUUUAUUUUUUAA
Meloidogyne enterolobii is the source of this 300-nucleotide messenger RNA. The record is from the annotation of a GenBank genome assembly. Lineage: Eukaryota; Metazoa; Nematoda; Chromadorea; Rhabditida; Meloidogynidae.